UAAUUAGAUUUUUCUUUGAGUUAUACCAACGUCUAAACUGACUCAUUUGUAUGCCGGAAAAUGUACCACGAGAAUUUAAACUGGUGCUUAAAGGUGUACACAUUUUUGGGUGUUCAUCCGCGGAAAAAGGGAAUUUUCAGAACAAUUCACUAUGUUUUUAAUGUUUCAUGUCCAUUCGUUAUAACUUCGUUGACGUUGAUAAUGUUGCAUUUGAACAGGCCUUUCAACAUUGAAUACCUCGGAGAAGCUUCGACCGCUUUGACUACUUUUCCUCAUGCUAUAAUGAAGUUGACGACACUUUUUCUGCAACAAUCAAAAAUUAUUGAUUUAUUGGAAAGAACAAGAUCGCAAUUUUGGACCGUCGAUGACGACAACGUUGAAAUUAAACGUGCUAAAAGAAUAGGAAAAGUAUUGAAAAAUGCUUAUUUCUACUCUGUGGCUUUUUUUAUGUUCACGACGAUUUUGAAAACCAUUCUAACUCAUGAUUUAGCAUACAGGUGUUAUCAGCCAAAAUGGAUACCAAAAACAUUACUUAUUAUUUAUCAAGAUUACACUUGCUGCGUGAUUCUAUUCACUUUGAUGAGUUUCGAUAUCAUGUUUCAAACGCUCCUCUUUCAAACGCAAUUGCAAUUUAAGAUGCUAAACAAGAAGUACAAGCAUUUAUUCGAUUAUGAAAACCUCGGACCAACUGCUUUAAAAAGUAUGUUAAAGGAAUGCGUGGAUCAUCAAAGUUUCCUAAUCGAUUUCGUUAAUCGUAUUAAGGAUACUUUUUCAUUGUCGUUGCUUCUGUUCGUAGGAAAUAUAAUUGUUUCUCUUUGUAUGAGCGUUUACAUCAUACUGUCCGAUAAUUCGAAAUUAAAUUUAAAAAUUGAAGCAGUGGUGCAUACAAUUGCUGGUUUAAACGAAAUAGGUCUUUGUUACUCCAUCCCUGCUCAGAUGUUUAUGGACGAGGCUGCUGAGAUUAGAAAUAGCAUCUAUUUUAGUAACUGGUACCAACGUCCUCGAUUGGCAAAGGAAAUUAUACCUCUAUUAAUCAGAGAACAGAAACCAUUGACGAUAACGGCCGGUGGUUUUGUAAUGAUUGAUCUACAAAUGUUUUUAGUCGCGUGCAAAACAAUACUUUCCUACAGUAUGUUUUUGAAUACUAUCACUCAACUACAAUGAUAAAAUUAGUAAUACGAAAAUACACAUUAAUUUUUAGAAAAUUAAAUUAAAUUUCUAGUAUGUAGUAUUAAAUAUAUUUUAGACG
Messenger RNA from Phyllotreta striolata, 1249 nucleotides. Lineage: Eukaryota; Metazoa; Arthropoda; Insecta; Coleoptera; Chrysomelidae. The record is from the annotation of a GenBank genome assembly.